Messenger RNA from Adineta steineri, 714 nucleotides. The record is from the annotation of a GenBank genome assembly. NCBI's taxonomy places the organism in Eukaryota, Metazoa, Rotifera, Eurotatoria, Adinetida, Adinetidae.
AUGGGUUUAAAUGAUGAUCAAGCUACAUUAUUAAUGGAGGAAAUGUUAGAAAAGGAUGAGUGCAUUGAAGACAUUAAUGGAGGUCAUGUUUCAGGAUGUAUCACCAAGGAAGAGCUAUGGAAAAUGACGAGUAGUGAGAAGGAGCCUGAUGGAAUUUGGUUUGAAAAGUGGAUGACUUGCCACAUCGCUGCUGAUUAUGCUAAGUCAAAGGCUACGUAUCGUGCUGCUAUAGACCUUUGUCGAACUGGGCACUGGCCUAAAGACGUGCAAGACAUAAUUAAAUUGUUUCUUGAUAAAAAAAGUUUUAUUGAAAAACGUGUUAUUAAGUCAGUGCAUCUUCAUAAAUCACACAUCAUAUUACGAAGCCAGUAUCCAUCAUCAUUUACAGGCUUGUCUCGUACGAAAAACGAAAACUGUGCAUCACAUUUCUGUGAUAUAGCAGGUUGUAUUAGACCAGAACAUCUGGUAAUUGAAACCACUGGUGUUAACAAUAGCCGGUACAACUGUGAAGGUGUCACUCUUUUUGUACGACUUGGAAGUGAAACAUCACCAGGUCAUAUUAUUCAAGCCACACCAUGUCCGCACGGUCUGAAUAGUGGCGAUCAAGGAUUAAAAAAUAGCUGUCGAAAGCUUAAAAUCUAUGCACAGGACCAAGUUUCUAUUGAUUAUUUUGUUAAAAAAAAUAAAAAAUUUGUUAAAAAUAAUAAAAAAUAA